Molecule: messenger RNA, 1080 nt
Organism: Schizophyllum commune H4-8
Lineage: Eukaryota; Fungi; Basidiomycota; Agaricomycetes; Agaricales; Schizophyllaceae
Product: zincin
Exons: 4
Coding region: 1-1080 (359 amino acids)
Biological process (GO): proteolysis
Molecular function (GO): metalloendopeptidase activity
Source: RefSeq, a predicted model, not a curated record
AUGUUCGCUCUCACUGCUGCCGCUGCCACCCUCGGCCUUGCGUCCACCGCCGCCGCCGGCCCCUUCCGUCGCUCGCCGACGCUCUCCAUUGACGUCUCCGCCCCGGAGAGCGUCAAGUCGCUCAACGACCUCAGCGUCGUUGCGACGGUCACCAACACCGGCAGCGAGGCCGUCAAGGUGCUCAAGGCGGGCUCCGUUCUCGACGACAAGCUCCCGACGCGCUCCUUCUUCGUCAAGAAGGGCGACUCGAAGGUCGACUUCUCGGGUGUGAAGGUCACGCUUGCGAUGGACAAGCUCGGCGAGGACAACUACGUGACGAUACAGCCCGGCUCGUCCGUGAACGCCACCCACGACUUGUCUUCGCUCUACAACUUCGAGGGCGCUGGCGAGGGUGACUUCAGCAUCGAGCCCGUGACGUGGUUCCAGGUGCCGGACAUCGCCGCGAACAAGGUCAAGUCGAUCGGCGACUUCUCCAAGGUCGAGGUGCAGUCCAACAGCGCCAAGGUCUCCAUCAGCGGCGACAUCGCCCGCCGCGAGCUCAAGCUGAACAAGCGCGCCAAGGACACGUGCGAUGACAGCACUAAGAAGGACUUCAUCGACUCUGCCUACAAGGAGGGCAAGGACCUCGCGAAGAUCGCGUCUGACUACGUCAGCUCCAACAGCGACUCGGAGGUCUUCACCGACUACUUCGGCGACAACUCCGCCUCCGACGUCGGCGACGUCUUCGACGCCGUCGCGAACGAGGACGACGACUCGCGCACGCUCAACUGCAGCGACGAGGCGAACGCGUGCGAGCAGGGCGUUAUCGCGUACACGAUCAUCUCGACGACGAACGUCUACUUCUGCGACAUCUUCUACGAUGAGGUCGAGACGGAGCAGCUCUGCUCGGGCACGACCGUCGACGAGCGCAACAUCCGCGGCGGCACCGUCCUCCACGAGCUCACGCACGCCCUGAAGGGCACGGAGGACGUCGGCUACGGCUGCCAGGAGAACCAGCAGCUCUCUGACUCCGAGAAGAUCUCGAACGCUGACAACUUCAACUGCUUCUCGACCCAGGUCUACUCUGACACCCAGUGCUAA